This is a messenger RNA of Lecanosticta acicola, 2502 nucleotides long. The record is from the annotation of a GenBank genome assembly. Lineage: Eukaryota; Fungi; Ascomycota; Dothideomycetes; Mycosphaerellales; Mycosphaerellaceae.
AUGGCGCGGAAAGAUUUCCAUCACCCGUUCGAGCCAUAUGAGAUUCAACAGCAGUUCAUGGAAGCAGUCUACAACUGCAUCGAAGACGGCAAAGUCGGUAUCUUUGAAUCGCCAACGGGCACAGGCAAAUCUUUGAGUUUGAUUUGUGGGUCGUUGACAUGGCUACGCGAGCACAAGCGGCGAGCGUUCGAUGAGGCUAUGGCAGCCAUCGAACUCGAGGAAGAUGAUCCAGAAUGGAUGAAAGAACACGCAAGGCGGGCGCGAAGCCGGCAGAUCAGACAAUUAAGGGAAGAUUUUGAAGCACGACUCGACGCCAUUCGGGAGCGCGAGCAGAAGGUCCGAGAGCGGUAUACCAAUGGAGAGCCCGCUUUCAAAAGGCAGAAGCACUCGGGAGAGACUUCGGAGAAGGAAGACGACGAAGACCAAUUCGUUCUAGAUGAUUAUCAAAGCGAAGAUGAGCAGACGGCAAAUCCCAAAACACAGUAUUCAGCGGACACCGCGAAACUUAUGGAGAAGCUGGGUCUACUUCUCCCAAAAGACAGUGGUCACAGUCAAGACGAGCAAAUUGAAGAGACAAAGAUAUAUUUCUGUUCUAGGACGCACUCUCAGCUCUCGCAAUUCGUGGGCGAACUUCAGAGAGUCAAACUUCCACCUGGGCUUCCGCCUGAGAACGCGAAGCUGGGGGACGCCACCCCUGGGAAUGAACCAACUGAGGCCUUGAAGCACAUGACACUCGGAUCGCGCAAGAACCUAUGCAUUCAUCCGAGAGUGAACAAGUUAUCGAGCCAAGUUGCCAUCAAUGAGCGGUGCAUCGAGCUACAGCAAUCAAAUACUCCUGCGGAUAAGAAAUGCCAAUUUCUGCCAAACAAGGACUCAGAAGAUCAAGUUCUCGAUUUUCGAGAUCAUGCGUUGGCCAAGAUCCGAGACAUUGAAGAUCUUGCGAAGCUUGGAUCAAAGUUACAAAUCUGUCCGUACUAUGCAUCAAGACCUGGGAUUGGGUCCGCCGAGAUUGUCACUCUUCCAUACCCGCUGCUUCUGCAGAAAGCGGCCCGAGAAGCACUGGGAAUAUCUCUCAAGGGCCAUGCCAUCGUAAUCGACGAAGCUCACAAUUUAAUGAACGCCGUCGAAAGUAUCUACUCAGUCCAGAUCUCAGAGUUGCAGCUUCGGCGAGCCAAGGACGGACUUAUUGUGUAUCUCCAGAACUUCCGCAAUCGGUUAAAAGGGAGCAAUCGGAGUUAUGUUACUCAGGUCGUUCGGGUCAUUGAUUCAUUGGUCGGGUUUGUCAACGACGUGAAAGGGCAAAGUGGCGCCGGCGCAACAGCUCUACCAAGCGCACUUCUUGCUGGAAAAGCCGUCGACCAAAUCAAUUUGGCAAAGCUUGUGCGCUACAUCAACGAAAGCAAGCUGGCAAGAAAAGUCGAGGGCUACGCUUCAUACCUGCAACAAGAACACUCAAACGAACCAAGCGCCAAACCUGCCCGGGCGGCCGCAACCCCGGACGUGCCCACUCUUACACACGUCCAAAACUUUCUCCUGGCGUUAAUGAACCCGUCUAGGGAAGGCCGAUUCAUGUGGUCGAAAGCAAAUGAUACUGUGACGCUACAGUACCUGCUGCUGGAUCCAUCUGAACAUUUCCGGGACAUUGUGGAAGAAGCGCGUGCUGUCGUUCUUGCUGGAGGCACUAUGUCUCCGAUGGAGGACUAUAAGCAGCAGCUGUUCCCAUACCUGGACUCAAUUGUGACUUUCUCUUGUGGUCACCUCAUUCCGCCCAGCAGCUUGUUCGUUCGCGCCGUGUCUUCAGACGUCGAUGGACUGCUGGACUUCAGCUUCCAGGGGAGGAACCACGGAAGUGCAUUGAGAUUGGGCCGAGCGAUCCAUCAGAUCGCAGACAAAGUCGAAGGCGGCACGGUAGUCUUUUUCCCGAGCUAUGGAUAUCUAGAGGCUGUCAUCAAGACCUGGAAAGAGGAGUCGAUCAUGUCACAACUCGACAAAGCAAAUGCUGUGUUCUUCGACAGCCGCGCCGUGCCUGCCGAAGACACAUUUAGGGCAUACAGCGAAGCUGUCCGAUCUGACAAGCGAGGAGCGUUACUGCUGUCAGUCAUUGGAGGCAAGCUUUCGGAGGGCAUCAAUUUCAGUGACGAUCUAGGUCGCUGCGUCGUUGUUGUUGGCCUGCCCUACCCCAACCUGGAAACGCCAGAAUGGAAGGCGAAAACGCAGUACCUGGACCAAAGGGCAGCAGAAAGGGGCGCGUCGAGGGGGAAGGCAAGCAGAGAGCAUGCGGAGAACGUCUGUAUGAGAAGCGUCAAUCAAGCUAUUGGAAGGGCGAUUCGCCACAAGAACGACUGGGCUAGUAUUCUGCUAUUCGAUGCAAGAUAUUCCAAGGCUCGCAUACGUAGCAAGUUGCCUGGCUGGAUCAAGGCGAGCUCAAAGAUGGGAGCUUCUGGGCUACUGAAGGAUGUGGUUGAAGACUUGGGGUCUUUCUUUGAUGGCAAGCUUGUGUGA